Lagenorhynchus albirostris (white-beaked dolphin) is the source of this 2711-nucleotide messenger RNA. It is a transcript of the gene SKA1, whose product is annotated as spindle and kinetochore associated complex subunit 1. Gene Ontology annotation, cellular component: mitotic spindle; outer kinetochore; spindle microtubule. Bases 195 to 962 code for a protein of 255 amino acids. Lineage: Eukaryota; Metazoa; Chordata; Mammalia; Artiodactyla; Delphinidae. The transcript has 7 exons. Gene Ontology annotation, molecular function: microtubule binding. Gene Ontology annotation, biological process: cell division; chromosome segregation; mitotic cell cycle. The record is from RefSeq and is a predicted model, not a curated record.
AGGCCUCUAAGCAGUGUUCCGCGAGCGCUGAUGUGCGCUUGCGCGAUACCAAGACCCGGCGGGCAGUUUGAAUUUCACUCCCGGAGCCGGGUCUCGCCAUCCUGGGCUUCCGGUGGAGACUGGAGGGGUCUUCUCGCCUCGCGACCGCACUGAGUGGGCCCUUUGCUCCUGGAUCCGCAUAAGAGGCUUAAAGGAUGGCCUCCUCGGAUCUGGAACAAUUAUGCUCUCAUAUUAAUGAAAAGAUUGGCAAUAUUAAAAAAACUCUGUCAUUAAGAAAUUGUGGGCAAGAACCUACCUUGAAGACUAUAUUAAAUAAAAUAGGAGAUGAGAUCAUUGUAGUAAAUGAACUUCUAAAUAAAUUGGAAUUGGAAAUUCAGUAUCAAGAACAAACCAACAGUUCACUCAAGGAACUCUUUGAAUGUCUUGAAGAAGAUUAUAAAGAUGUGGAACAUCUCAAAGAAAACAUUCCUCCCCAUUUGCCUCAAGUAACAGUAACCCAGAACUUUGUUAAUGGAUCAGAUCUUGACCCUGAAGAACCCGUCAAAGUUGAAGAAGCUGCACCCACAAAGAAGCCCUCCAAAGAACAAAAAAAUGUUAAAGAAAUGCCAUUUGUAACUUCUGAUGAGUUUAGUGGCAUUCCUGCGUACAUGAAAUCACGCUUAACCUAUUGUCAAAUUAAUGACGUUAUUAAAGAAAUCAACAAGGCAGUAGUUAGUAAAUAUAAGAUCUUACAUCAACCAAAAAAGUCUAUGAGUUCUGUGGCCAGAAAUCUCUAUCACAGAUUUAUUGAUGAAGAAACGAAGGAAACCAAAGGCCAUUAUUUUGUAGUGGAAGCUGACAUAAAGGAGUUCACAGCUUUGAAAGUUGACAAGAGAUUUCACGUGAUACUGAAUAUUUUACGACACUGCCGGAGGUUAUCAGAGGUCCGAGGGGGAGGACUUACCCGAUAUGUUAUAACAUAAGGCCCUUGUGAGCUUUUGAACCAGCCAACAGUAGGGGAUAGAGGCUAUUCCUAUAGUUUCCUUAUAUGUAAUUUCUUUAUAUAUAAUUUCUUUAGCCGUUUCAUUUUCAUUUUCUUUGUUUCUUGUAAAAAUAAAACUUAAAAAUAAAUAAAGCAUGUAUAUUUUAAAAUCUACUUCCUUACAGUAAAUAUUUAAUCACCUACCAUGUGAGCCUCUGUUCUAGGCAUAAAAAUGUUCAUAUUUAGUUUUUGUGCUUAGUGACAGUGCUGCUGACCCCAGUAAGACGGUUGCAAAUGUGAUAAUAAAAGUCAAAUUUCAAGAAGAUAAGAUCAAGGAUAUCCAGGCUCUUUGGAAUUAAAGGUCAUUAGUGUCUAAAUUCCACUAAUGAUAUUUCAGUCAAUAGGCAAAAGCUGGAUUUGGAGGCAGCCCAUCCACGUGGUUAUUCUGCUUUCCCAUGUGUGGUGAAGGAACAGCUUACCUGAAAUGCGUUCAGUGUAAAUCAGUCUGUAAACAUUGGCCUGUAAUGAAAUUGUAAUAAAAGUAUUUUGAGAUGAAAAAGAUGAUAAAAUAAGACGUGUAAGGUCAUGGAAAAUGAGUGGGUGGAUUGUAAGAAUUUAAUGGAGUUUCUUUUGCGCACUUAGGGAGGUUGUUAGUCUAUGUCUUAGUGAGCGUUCUCCAGAGAAACAGAACCAAAAGGCUGUCUAUCUAUCUAUGUCUACCUCUAUAUCUAUCUAUCAUCUAUCUGUCUUUUUAUCUAUCUAUCAUCUAUCUAUUGACUGUCUCUUCUAUCUCUAUCUAUCUAUCUAAUUCUCUCUCUCCUAUCUCUUCUAUCUAUCUCCCCAAUCUAUCUAUCUCUCUGCCUAUCCAUUCUAUCUAUCUAUCUAUCUAUCUAUCUACCUAUCUAUCUAUCUAUCUAUCUGCCUAUCUAUCUAUGGAGAUUCAUUAUGAGGGAUUGGCUCAUGUGAUCAUGGAGGCUGAGAGGCCCUCAGGUCUGCUGUCCGCAAGCUUAUGGAUUAUGGAGGCCCAGGAAAGCUGGUGAUGUGAUUCAGUCUGAGUGUGAAGGCCUGAGAAACAGGGGAGCCAGGCCAGAGCAGAUGAGACGAGAUGUUACAGCUGAGCAGUGAGGCAGGAAAAAAGAGCAAAUUCCUCCUUCCUUCCUCCUCCUUUUGUUCUGUUCACGUCGUGGAUGGACGAGAGGACGCCCACCCACACAGGGGAGGGUAGUCUGUUUCACUGAGUCCACUGAUUCCAAUGCUUAUGAUUUGGUUUAGCUGUACCAUCUGGUUUGUAGGAAACACAAGGAAUAGAGAAAAAAGUUAAAUGUCAUCAUGAAGAAGCAAUCAGACAAAUCCAGAUAUGACAUAAGUAAGGUGAUGUCUUAAACACAAGUCAGUAACAGAAAAUAAUAAAGGGCUCCUGUUCUAGAUUAAAAGACUAAGAGCUUAGUCAAAUAUAAACUGUGAACCUUGAUUCAGUUUGAAAAAAAGAUUGAUGGACAAUUAUAGAAAUUUUAAUAUAGGUUGUGUAUUAGAUGCUGUGAGAGAACUAGUAUCCGUUUUCUUAGUUAUGAUAAUAGUCAUGGUUAUGAAGGAGAGUAUCCUUAUUUUCUGCAGGUGCAUCUGAGGUAUUUAUUUAGGGAUAAAACAAUAUGCUUUAAAAUGGCUAAGCAAUAUAAUUGGAUACAUACAUACACACAUAGAGCGGAUAUGGUCAAGUGUUGUUUGAUCUAGCUGAUGGUUAGAACAGCAU